GGGCAUCAAAACACUCUGUGUCUCGAAUGUCUACCAGGGUAUCACACCAUUGUCUCUAGUGUCCACCCGCGAAGAAUCUCUGCAGGUCUGAGUCGUCAUGGCGCGUGCCAUUAAAGACCUAGCUACCAAGCAUUAUCCAGGGGACCCAUUGAAUGACACACUCGCGAAGCUCGCUCAUCUCGAUUUGACGGGCAGUGUUCGGUAUGACCCCACGGUCAUGCAGAUGAAUGGAGGAUAUAGCGACAUAUUUGUGGGAACUGCGGCCAUUCCACUCAGAGGGACACCACCCUCGAACCGUGCACCAAGGCCUGAAAUCAAAGUCAGUGUCAAACGGCUUCGUAUACAUAUUCAGAAGGAUAAGAGCUUCGAAAAGAGCCUUGCUAGAGAACUGUCUGUCUGGUCGAAACUUGAUCAUGCCAACAUCUUACCUCUCCAAGGAUUCAUAAUGGAAGGAAGCUAUCCUCUAGUGAUCGCUCAAUGGAUGGAAAAUGGAACAGUGAGAGAAUAUCUUCAACGACAGCCAAUGUGUGAUAUUAAAAGCAUGGUAGUAGGAAUUGCUCAUGGAAUCGGCUAUCUGCAUAAGAAGAAUGUUGUACAUUCUGAUCUCAAAGCUGACAACGUCCUUGUUAAUCAUUUUGGUAGAACCUUAAUAUGCGACUUUGGCCUUUCUCGAAUGUUAUGUGCUUCGACGACCAUCGGUGGAGCAGGUACUAGCAGUUUGAGCGGCACCGUGCGAUGGAUGGCGCGCGAGUUGAUUGUCGACAGUGACGGACGUCAUACAAAGGAGUCAGAUGUCUGGGCUUUCGGCAUGACUGUAUUCGAAAUGCUCACAAGACAGCGUCCGUAUCCAGAUUGCAAGACCGAUCCGAAUGUCAUUUUCGCGAUUAGCAAGGGUGAACUACCUCCUCGGCCAGUUGAAUACCAUGACUGGACGCCGACAAAUCAAGACUUGUGGGAUAUCUGCGAAAGUUGCUGGGUCUCACCACCAGAGCAUCGGAUAACGGCUUGGCGGAUAAUAGGCAGACUUAAGAAUCCAAACUUCGGCUCAGAUAGAACUAAUCAAGGUACCAGGGGGCGCGAUCGUCAGAAUGAUUUACUCGCACCAGGAAACAAACCAGCAAGAAAUUCUACGUCCAGAGAAUCGCAGCGCACAAGCCGUUCUGACAACAGUCAAACAGGUCAAGAGCGCAAGGACAAAUCACCAGAUGUUGCUCACCCUCAACCUCCAACCAUCAGUCCAUUGCUCAGAGGGCGAGAAUGCAUGCACCUGGACUUUGCUUUUCAUGCAUACCUACCACAAAUACCAAGCAACAAUAACGAUAAGAGUUCUCGUACAUUCGUUGCAGCCCACAAUGACCAACUCUUUCAAGCUGCAGUGGUUCCCGGAACGACAAAUAUGCGAAUAACUUGCAAGGCGUUUGGUAAAUUCGUAGAUACCUGGGCAAUUACCGUCAGAUCGAUCCGUCGCCCCAUCACGAUCGGACAUGUGUUAAGUGCAAUGCAUCAGCACAUGCAAACGAAGAUGACGCAUGAGGAAUGGGCGAAAUUGUCCGAACCUGAGGUGAUUGAAGCAGGACAGGCGUAUACUCGUCGAUGUCGCGAGGCAGAGUUCGAGAAGAUGCAAGGUGUGCGAAGGUUAGAUCUUCUUGGAAAGAAACGCUUCUUUGGAGGAUUGAAGAAAGCAAAAGGCGAUGUUGAUUAUGAGUUAAUACCUAGGUCAGAAUAAAAACAAUCCAUGUUCAUUGUUGGAAAUUGGACGACGGGCCGAGAGGUGCAAAGAGGAAGAUGCGUUAGUGAAUAGAUCGUACCAAUGUAUACGUAGUCUAUGCAAAAGGAUAUCUGC
Messenger RNA from Fomitiporia mediterranea MF3/22, 1843 nucleotides. Its product is annotated as kinase-like protein. NCBI's taxonomy places the organism in Eukaryota, Fungi, Basidiomycota, Agaricomycetes, Hymenochaetales, Hymenochaetaceae. Bases 98 to 1726 code for a protein of 542 amino acids. Gene Ontology annotation, molecular function: ATP binding; protein kinase activity. The transcript is spliced from 7 exons. The record is from RefSeq and is a predicted model, not a curated record. Gene Ontology annotation, biological process: protein phosphorylation.